CUAUGGAACUCGUUUGUUAAGGUGUGCGUUAUGACAGUUGGUGAAAUGGAUUAUAGUGACAUAUUUUACAGUGAUGUUUCGGUAGAUCCAUUUGAGGAUGCAGCCACCGUUUUAUUUAUGGCAUUUCUUUUUCUGAUGCCUAUUGUGUUGAUGAAUCUCAUGGUUGGUAUUGCAGUUGGUGACAUCGAGUAUAUCAAACAGAAUGCUAAUAUUGAAAAGAUCGAAAUGCAAGUCGAUCUAGUGAGGGGAAUCGAAUUAAAUUUACCCAUUUGGUUACAGAAACGAUUAUAUGUGAGAAGAAUGGUGGUCGAGCCGUAUAAAAGGAAGGCAUUCAAAAGGUUACGUAAUCGAUUUUCAAGACGGGAUGAAGGAGCUGAGAUUGCGGCAAAAGAAGAAGCUCGUAUGGCAAAAGAAGAAAACGUUUUCGAACAACUGAGAAAAGACGUUGACGAAUUCAAAUCAAAAAUGACGAACGCAAACACAAAUCUGACACUGAUGGUCGAAAAGCAGACGGAAUUGAUGAGAAAACUGGCAGAAAAGAUGGAAGUGGCUUACGAUGAAACAGAGUUUAUAACUGCAGAAAAAUAAUCCUUCUAAUCAUGACAAAAUUUCGAGUCUAAUUGAGAAAAUGUUCUUUUUAUGGGUUGAUUUGAAUCGAGAAUGACAAUGAUUGCAGCAUAGAUAACAUAUAUACCCGUACAUUUUUAUUUGAUGAUAUAUAACACGACUUUGAUACAUAUAGUAUGGCAAUGUAUAAUGUAUUUACCAAACCGUCACUGUCGAGAUAUACGAGAUAUACCCGCAUGAUAGAUACGUACACUGUCUAAGCACAUAGAGCAAUAAUAAAUGUCAUUCCUAUCUAUGACCACAAUAUAA
Saccoglossus kowalevskii is the source of this 876-nucleotide messenger RNA. Its product is annotated as transient receptor potential cation channel subfamily A member 1-like. Gene Ontology annotation, molecular function: monoatomic ion channel activity; protein binding. Gene Ontology annotation, cellular component: transmembrane transporter complex; membrane. The record is from RefSeq and is a predicted model, not a curated record. Gene Ontology annotation, biological process: monoatomic ion transmembrane transport. Lineage: Eukaryota; Metazoa; Hemichordata; Enteropneusta; Harrimaniidae.